This is a messenger RNA of Esox lucius (northern pike), 1935 nucleotides long. RefSeq names its product anoctamin-10-like. The transcript is spliced from 2 exons. The coding region runs from base 1 to 1935 and encodes 644 amino acids. Lineage: Eukaryota; Metazoa; Chordata; Actinopteri; Esociformes; Esocidae. Gene Ontology annotation, biological process: chloride transmembrane transport. Gene Ontology annotation, molecular function: chloride channel activity. Gene Ontology annotation, cellular component: plasma membrane. The record is from RefSeq and is a predicted model, not a curated record.
AUGACACUACCUGUAGGAGGUGGGCGCGUGGGGAAGAAAGGAUUUACCAGUUUCACCUUUGCAGGCCCCAUGCUUCCAUUAGAGCGCCUCAGUGAGUUAAAGCCUCUCAUUCUGUUGGAGUUCCACCCUGAGGCAGAGGCUGACACUGUGGACUGGCUCCUGGGGAGGAUCCUUACAAAAGAGUCCCUGGGGGGACUGGACCUGCUUGCCAGAGUGAUCAGCCAGAACAGGGCUGGGGGGGCCAUCAUUGCGGUGGGGACCACCUCAGAGAGGCUGCUGUUGGAGGCUGACGAGGACCUGCUGUUCAGACCCAAACCCGGCUGCUCCUUAAGAGCGCAGCUACCAGAGGUGGGGGACCCGGGAGGGAUGAGCACUGCGGAGGGGGUCUGUGGGAUUCUGUCAUCGGCUGAGUGUGUCACACUGUUGCAGAGGAUCUUGGCCCGGCUAAGAGUGGGGGUGUGUGAGCGGGUCCAGGUGUUUCGACAGAUUCACCUCCUCCCAGAUGAACCAGUGGUGGCCAGUUUGUCCAGCAAUGGAGUCCUAACGGACACCUACCCUUUCCAUGAGGCCCAACUUCUUCAGAGCCUACAGGGGAGAUGGAGGGCUUGCUGGUGUGGCCUCAAACCCUUCAGUUGGAGACAGCAUCAGCAGCUGCUGGAAGAGAUCAGGUCUUAUUUCGGAGAGGCAGUGGCCCUAUACUUUGAGUUACAGGGUUUGCUGGUCGGCGCUCUCUUCUUGAAAUCCACCAUGUCUAUAUUUCUCCAUUUCUACGCCCUCAGGCUGGGCUGGGGCAUGGUGCUUUUCACCCUCUCCGGUUUUGUAUGGUCGGGGCUGUUCCUGCAACGCUGGAGGCAGAAGAGCAAAGACCUGGAGAGAGACUGGGGGACUGUGGUAGUCGACCAGGCUCACAGUCACUCAUCAACAGCCCCAGCAGCGUCCAGGGAGGCUCAGGGCUCAACUCCACCACAACCUGAGGGACUUAGAAAGAUGGUCUGGAAGAGACUGCAGCACUCCUUCACCUUCCUAACCUGCAACCUCUGCCUCUCAUCCACUCUGAUCUUGAUGUAUUUACACUUAGAUGGACUAGUGGAGGAUGUCCUGCAGAAUGGAGGUCUCAGUUCCAUCUGUUACCACAUCCUUGUGUACAUCCCGGAAAUCACCCUGACAGUUGCAAUGGCAGGAAUGGACUGUUUGGCCUUUCAAAUGUCUCAAAGCCUUGACCACGAGCAGACAGGUGAAAAAUCAACAAGGAAACAGCCCCUGCUCCCUGAAGUCAUUCUCUCCUGCAUGUUCAACCACUUUGCUGUCCACUUCUAUAGAGUGCUGGUCCUGGAUGACGUCACCACGGUGCGCUUCCAUCUGGCGGUGCAGCUGGCCACCCUCCUUGGCCUCAAGCUGCUUUCCGCGAUCCAAUUCAACCCCUUAAGGAAGAGGAGGGUUCCCCCUGGUGACAACUACCAGGAACUUCAGCCUCCCAUCGUGAAACAGAUCACAGAGCAGAGCAGCAGACCACCUUGUGACACCCAGACACGAGGCUACCUGGAGCUCCUCAUCUCCUACUGUCACGUCAUGUUCUUCUCAGGCAUCUACCCCAAGGUUGCCCUCUGGUGCCUAUUGACCAUCGGAACUAAAUCUCACGUGGACCUGUGGCACCUGUGUUCAGACCUGCGCCGCCCCUUCCCCCAGACAUCGCACAGAGACGACACUCUUUGGCGCCGGGUCUUCAGGGGCUUCGAGGCCCUUGCCAUCCUGCUCAACUCUCUCUCGCUGUGGUCCUCUCCAGAUUCCAGGUUCCUCUUCCCGAGGGCGAUGGAAGACGGGCUGAGCAACCAGAGACACGCCGCCCUCGCCUUCCGAGGCUUCAUCGCCACCAGCACCAACAGUAGCAGGGGCAGUGUCAGCCACUGUAGAGACCCAGCAGCCAAUCAGGUCUAG